Stegodyphus dumicola is the source of this 3638-nucleotide messenger RNA. RefSeq names its product zinc finger protein 708-like. Lineage: Eukaryota; Metazoa; Arthropoda; Arachnida; Araneae; Eresidae. The record is from RefSeq and is a predicted model, not a curated record.
AACCGCAUCAUUCGUACUCGAACAAACCGCAUCGUACGACAGAUGCGAGUAACGAAAUGAAUUUGUGAGUACCGAAUCGGUACUUCGAGUUAACCGAUGUACCCGUUACUCAGUAACGAAUACAUGCGGUUUGCUCCAGCUCUAAUUGUUAGCAAGAAGUCUAUUCUAACCUCUUUGGUUGUUAGCAACGGACACGACGUGUUUUAUCACAAAGUAAUAUUAUGUUUCCGUUCCCAAUUGCAAAAUACUUAACUUGCUUAGCGUAUGCCUUGCAUCAAAAUGUGGAAUCUAUUCUGUCCUUCUUUCGAUUAUAUUGAACUCUAUUCAAGAAGUCCUAAUGAUAUUAUAUUUCGCUAUUAAAAUCCUGAGUGUAUCACUAUUCUGAAAAUGAAGUAUAUAUGGGUUUAUUUGCAAACUUAAGAAGUACCCAUUGAAGACACGUAUCAAGUAUACGUCAUACAAAACUGCAAUUUAAACACAAACACGCAUAUGUAUGCGCAAAUAUGGAAAGCAACAUGUUUAGUUGUGUAGAAAAUUAUAUUUAAUUGUUACAUAUUAAAUAAACGCAGGUAGUUAUGUAAAUAUAGCAAGAAGCAAUUUGAAAUUAACAAGCACUGAGUAACAGUUGCUAGUACAAUUGAAGUCAUGCAGCAUUAGUGUGGUACUUUAGAUAUAAAAUUAUAUAUAUAGACUCAGAAAAGAAAUGGCAGGGGGAAAAAGGUUAAUCGUUGAGUAAGUGUUCAUGGAGAUUGACUACUUGUAUCACACAAGAUAUAAGACUCAUGCAUAGUGGAUAUUAACAUUUUUACGAAGAUAGGCCCAUGUAUCUGUGCAUUGGGAGGAAAAAGCUAUCAUAGCAUUUAGACUAUAAUUUAGGUAAAACUUAUAAUAGAAUUAACAUCAUUUCUAUUCAUGCAGAACAUUGACAUCACCAUAACAUCUAUAACACAUUAUAUGAAAUACACACAUACUUGUUUCUGUAUGCAGGAAACUUUAGUGAAGUGUGCAAAAAGUCAUCAUAACAGUGUCACGCAUGGUAUGUAAUAUAUAUAUAUAUAUAUAUAAGAAAUCAUUUACGUAAAAGGUAAUGCAUACUUAUCUGCAUGUGAAAAGAAUUUAUUUGUGUGUUAUGUAAUAAAUCAUGUAGAUGAAAAAGUGAUAUAAAAAUCCACAGAUGGAGCUGAAACUAUGUAUGUCUAAGGUAUGUAAUAGAUUAAACAUUGAUAUGCUUAUUUACUUAAGGAAAACCUAAUAUGUGUGAGGCAUAUAACAAGUUAUUUAAACACAACAGUGUUUAAAACAGGCAUGUGCUUUUGUAGAGCAUGCAAACUCUGUGAGGUGUUUGAUAAAUUGUAUACAAAAGGACUGAUUUAAAGAACUAUAUUUUAUUAAUACAAAAGAAAAACCUCAUAUGUGAGGUGUGUAACAAGACAUUCAGAGAAAAGGCUAAAUUAAAAAGCAUCUGCUCAGCUCAUGAGUGCAUAUAUGUAGCAAAUGAUUUAGACUAAAGCAUUAUUUCAAAAAACAUAUUUCUUCACACAAGAGAGAAACCUCAUGUGUGUGAGAUAUGUGACAAAUCAUUUAGAUUCAAGCAUAUUUUAAAUAGACAUAUGUAUCUUCAUUCAAGAGAGAAAUCUCUUGUGUGUGAGGUAUGUUCUAAAUCAUUUACAGAAACAGUUAAUUAAAACAUGCAUAUGCUUAUUCACACAGGAGAGAACCUUCAUGUGUGUGACGUAUGUAAGAAGCCAUUUAGAGAAAAGAGUAAACUUAGCAUACAUAUGCUUCUUCAUUCAGGAGAAAAACCUCAUGUGUGUGAGGUAUGUAACAAGACAUACAGAGAAAAAUGCAAAUUAAAAACGCAUAUGCUCAUCCACACAGGAGAAAAACCGCAUUUGUGUCAUAUAUGUAACAAAUCAUUUAGACUGAAAACAACUUUACAUAAACAUAUAUUUCUCCACACAGGAGAAAAACCUUAUGUGUGUGAGGUAUGUAAUAAAUCAUUUAAACAAAGGGAUAGAUUAAACUUGCAUCUGCUUGUACACACAGGAGAAAAACCUCAGGUGUGUCCUGUUUGUAACAAAUCAUUUAGAUUAAAAAAUACUUUAAAUAAACAUAUGCUUCUUCACACAGGAGAGAAACCUCAUGUGUGUGAGAUAUGCCACAAAUCAUUUAGAGCAAGGAAUAAAUUAAAUAGGCAUUUGCGUAUUCACACACAAGAAAAUGUGUGUGAAGUAUGCAAUAAGACAUUUAAAGAAAAGAGUGAACUUAAUAUUCAUAUGCUUCUUCACACGGGAGAAAAACCUCAUGUGUGUGAUAUCUGUACCAAGAUGUUUAGACUGAAGGUUGAUUUAAACAGACAUAUGUUUCUUCAUAAAGCUGGAAAACCUUUCAUAUGUGAAGUAUGUAAUAAAUCAUUUACAGACAAAAGUACUUUAAACAAGCAUGCUGUUAUUCAUACAGGAAAGAAAUCUCAUGUGUGCGAGAUUUGUAACAAGUCAUUUGCACUAAAAGGCAGUUUAAAUAGACAUAUGAAUAUUCAUACAGGAGAGAAACCUCAUGUUUGUGAGGUAUGCGAUAAGUCAUUUGGAGAUAGAAGUACUUUAAACAGACAUGUACUCGUGCAUACAGGAAAGAAAUCUCAUGUGUGUGCAACAUGUAACAAGUCAUUUACAUUAAAGAGUGUUUUAAAUAGACAUAUGUUUAUUCAUACAGGAGAAAAACCUCAUGUAUGUGAGAUAUGCAACAAAUCAUAUAGACAAAAGUGUGAUUUAAAGAAACAUUUACUUCUUCACUCAGGAGAUGUACCUUGUACCUGAGGUAUGUAAUGAGUCAUUCCAAAAAAAUGUUAGUUUGAAAUCAUACACCUAUGCAUACAUGAGAAAAGUUGUAUAUCUCUUAAAUGAGCUGGUAGGUUAACUAGAGAUACCCACACAGGAUGUGCUUGCUUUUAAAAGCAGCUGAGAAACCACACAUGUAUGAGAUAUGAUACAAAUCAUUUUAACUAAAAGCUGACUUAACUUCAUUACAUAUACUAAGGUAUAUUGGACACAGAUUUGUGAAAUUACGUUUGUUGUAACCUGCUUUUAUUAUGUAUCUGAUGAAAUGAUUCCAUUCAAACCUCAGAAAGUUAAACUUAAUGAUUAAUAAUAUUUUCUAUUUUUUUUUUAUUUACAUGCAUUCUAUAUUAUAAAUCUUUUAUGCAAUCUUAGUCUUAAAUUGAUCAGAAAUUAUUACCCCAUUAUUUAUGAGCUAUUUAUUUUAAACUUUUUAUUUUGGCAUGAGAUAUUAGCAGUCGACUGCAGUUUCAAAGUUUUAUGGAAAUAUUUUUAAAAUAAUCUAUUUUAUUAUUUUCACAUAUAGUAUGUGUGACAUGUUUUCCAUGUUAUAAGUCUUUUAUGUAUUCUUUGUCAGAAGGUUAUUGGGAAUUAAAACCCUAUUAUCUAUGAACUUUUUAUCUUGAAUUGUGUUUUCCUAUGAGAUAUUGGAACUUUUAAUGUACACUGUACUUUUAAUGUUUUGUGGAGAUAUUUUAAAAAUUAUCUGUUUUUUUAUUUUCACAUGCUGUAUGUGUCAGGUAUUUUCUAUGUAAUUAAUUUUUUUGUACACAUAAAUUAAAGCCCUACUGUGUAUCAACUCUA